AUGUUGUUCUUCUUUCUUCUUAUAUUCUUAUCUUGUUCAUUAAAUUUUGUAUGGACAGCAACACCAUAUACAGCUUGUGAAUCAGAAUUAGGUACAAUUAAAACAUUUGAUGUUACUGGUUGUACAACAGUUCCAUGUAAAUUUCUUAAAGGUAAAACAUAUACAAUGAAUUUAACAUUUCAAUCACAAGCUUCAUCAAUUACUGCUAAAGUUAGCAUACAUGGUAUUAUUGCUGGUAUGCCUAUUCCAUUUCCAUUACCUGAUCCAGAUGCUUGUAAAUUAGGUGUUCAAUGUCCAAUUAAUAAUAAUGAUAUAAAUACAGCAUCACUUUCAUUACCAGUUUUAUCAUCAUAUCCAUCAAUGUCACUUCAUGUAAAAAUUGAAAUAAUAGGAGAUGAUAAAAAUCACGAUUAUGCUUGUUUAAAAUUUCCAGCAACAAUAACAAGUGGCUCGAAACAAUUAAAAAAAUUUAUUGGUUGA
Messenger RNA from Rotaria sp. Silwood2, 480 nucleotides. Lineage: Eukaryota; Metazoa; Rotifera; Eurotatoria; Philodinida; Philodinidae. The record is from the annotation of a GenBank genome assembly.